Molecule: messenger RNA, 3963 nt
Organism: Closterium sp. NIES-65
Lineage: Eukaryota; Viridiplantae; Streptophyta; Zygnematophyceae; Desmidiales; Closteriaceae
Source: the annotation of a GenBank genome assembly
AUGCAAUACCCACAACUCUGUCGCCUCCACCACGAGGAUGCACUCUGCCUUUUUGGCAAGCCCAGCAAGCGACAAAGGUAUGGACCCCUCUCGACAGGGGGGGGGAUAGAGGAGCCACCCAAAGACACUCUCGGCGGCUUCGUAGGCGGCAGCGACACCAUCUCCAGCCGGGACCUGGACGUGACGGACGAGGGCGAGUGCGGUCAUGGGGUGCAUAGGCAAGGUACCGGUGAUGACGCGGCGAUGGCUGCAUGGGAGGCACACCGCCGGCGACUGCAGGAGUCUCAUGAUAGGCAGCGGAGGGCCCUGGGAAAUCCUUUGGCACGCCCAGCCCUCACAGCUCCGCGCGGGCCUCGCCUGGCCCAAAGGCAGGAACAGAGACGGAGAGCUCGGGCGGAAGUGCAGCAAUGGAGUCCAGCGGGGACCCAGCCCUCGAGGCAGGAGGGGGGGCAGCAGAACUGGCUGUUGGGGGAGGCCCAGAAGCCACAAGCAAGGGAGCAGCAAGUGCGGCCGGCGGGACGGCAGCAGGAGCUGCCGGCGAGAGGGGAGCAGCAGCUGCUGGCGAGAGGGGAGCAGGAGCUGCCGGCGAGAGGGGAGCAGGAGCUGCCGGCGAGAGGGCAGCAAGAGCCGCAGGCAAGAGGGCGGCAGGCGCGGUCGGCAGGCGAGCAGCAGGUACUGCCGAAGGGAGAGCAGCAGGAGCAGCCGGCGGGAGGGCAGCUGGAGCUGAUGGCGGGGGGGGCAGCAGGAGCUGCAGGCAGGAGGGCAGCGGGAGGUGCCAGCGGGAGGGCAGCAGGAGGUGCCAGCGGGAGGGCAGCAGGAGGUGCCAGCGGGAGGGCAGCAGGAGGCGCCGGCGAGAGGGCAGCAAGAGGUGCCGGCGAGAGGGCAGCAGGAGGUGCCGGCGAGAGGGCAGCAGGAGCUGUCGGCUGGGGGGCAGCAAAUGGAGGGCAGCAGGAGCCGCCCGGGGGAGAGCAGCGUGAGCUGCCAAGGGAAGAGCAGCAGGAGCUGCCGGCAAGGGAGCAGCAAGCAAGGGAGCAGCAAGCAAGGGAUCAGCAAGCGGUAGAAGUGGAGAUGGCCGAGCUACAGCCAGAGUCACAGCAGGACCAAUUGGGAAACCAGGCCUGGCCACAGGCAGGAGGGCAGCAGGGGCCGCCCGGGGGAGAGCAGCUUGAGCUACGAAGGGAAGAGCAGCAGAAGCCGCCGGGGGUGGGGCAGCUGCCGGCAAGGGAGCAGCAAGCGGUGGAUGUGGAGAUGGCCGAGCUACUGCCAGAGGUGCAGCAGGACCAAUCAGGGAACCAGGUCCGGCUGCAGGCAGGAGGGCAGCAGGAGCUGCCGGGGGAGGAGCGGCAGGAGCUGCCAACAGGAGGGCAGCUGGGGCUGUCGGGGGGAGGGCAGCAGGAGCUGUCGGAGGGGGAGCGGCGGGAGCUGCCGGCGCGGGGGCAGCUGGAGGUCGCUAGUGCGGACUCUACAAGCCAAGCGAAGAGAACCCGGGCACGGGGCCGAGGCGGGCGACGACACACCCGUAAGACGCAAGGCCGAACUGGAAGCGGAGCUGCCGCCCAGCAGGCGGAGGGGCAGCCCGGGGCGACCGAGACACCCCCGGGAGCUCCGCGGGUGGGGGGGCAGCCCUGGGUGCCCGGGGCGCCCCAAGGAGAGCAGCAGCCAGGGGGGCAGCCGGGGGUGCCCGGGGCACCCCAGGGAGUGCAGCAGGCAGGGGGGCAGCCGGGGGUGCCCGGGGCACCCCAGGGAGUGCUGCAGGCAGGGGGGCAGCCGAGGGUGCCCGGAGCACCCCAGGGAGUGCAGCAGGCAGGGGGGCAGCCGGGGGUGCCCGGGGCACCCCAGGGAGUGCAGCAGGCAGGGGGGCAGCCGGGGGUGCCCGGGGCUCCCCAGGGAGUGCAGCAGGCAGGAGGGCAGCUGAGGGUGCCCGGGGCACCCCAGGGAGCGCAGCAGGCAGGAGGGCAGCCGAGGGUGCCCAGGGCACCCCAGGGAGUGCAGCAGGCAGGAGGGCAGCCGAGGUUGCCCGGGGCACCCCAGGGAGUGCAGCAGGCAGGAGGGCAGCAGGGGGUGCCCGGGGCACCCCAUGGAGUGCAGCAGGCAGGAGGGCAGCCGAGGGUACCCGGAGCACCCCAGGGAGGGCAGCAGGCAGGGGGGCAGCCGAGGGUGCCCGGGGCACCCCAGGGAGUGCAGCAGGCAGGGGGGCAGCCGGGGGUGCCCGGGGCUCCCCAGAGAGUGCAGCAGGCAGGAGGGCAGCUGAGGGUGCCCGGGGCACCCCAGGGAGCGCAGCAGGCAGGAGGGCAGCCGAGGGUGCCCAGGGCACCCCAGGGAGUACAGCAGGCAGGAGGGCAGCCGAGGGUGCCCGGGGCACCCCAGGGAGUGCAGCAGGCAGGAGGGCAGCAGGGGGUGCCCGGGGCACCCCAGGGAGUGCAGCAGGCAGGAGGGCAGCCGAGGGUGCCCGGGGCACCCCAGGGAGUGCAGCAGGCAGGAGGGCAGCAGGGGGUGCCCGGGGCACCCCAGGGAGUGCAGCAGGCAGGAGGGCAGCCGAGGGUGCCCGGGGCACCCCAGGGAGUGCAGCAGGCAGGGGGGCAGCUGGGGGUGCCCGGGGCACCCCAGGGAGUGCAGCAGGCAGGAGGGCAGCCGAGGGUGCCCGGGGCACCCCAGGGAACGCAGCAGGCAGGAGGGCAGCCGGGGGUGCCCGGGGCACCCCAGGGAGUGCAGCAGGCAGGGGGGCAGCCGGGGGUGCCCGGGGCACCCCAGGGAGUGCAGCAGGCAGGGGGGCAGCCGGGGGUGCCCGGGGCACCCCAGGGAGUGCAGCAGGCAGGAGGGCAGCCGAGGGUGCCUGGGGCACCCCAGGGAGUGCAGCAGGCAGGAGGGCAGCCGAGGGUGCCCGGGGCACCCCAGGGUGUGCAGCAGGCAGGAGGGCAGCCGGGGGUGCCCAGGGCACCCCAGGGAGUGCAGCAGGCAGGGGGGCAACCGGGGGUGCCCGGGGCACCCCAGGGGGUGCAGCAGGCAGGGGGGCAGCCGGGGGUGCCCGGAGCACCCCAGGGAGUGCAGCAGGCAGGAGGGCAGCCGAGGGUGCCCGGGGCACCCCAGGGAGUGCAGCGGGCAGGUGGGGAGCCAGGGGUGCCCGGAGCACCCCAGGGAGUGCAGCAGGCAGGAGGGCAGCCGGGGGUGCCCGGGGCAUCCCAGGGAGUGCAGCAGGCAGGAGGGCAGCCGAGGGUGCCCGGGGCACCCCAGGGAGUGCAGCAGGCAGGAGGGCAGCUGAGGGUGCCCGGGGCACCCCAGGGAGUGCAGCAGGUAGGAGGGCAACCGAGGAUGCCUGGAGCACCCCAGGGAGAGCAGCAGGCUGGGGGGCAGCCGGGGGUGACCGGAGCACCCCAGGGGGAGCAGCAGCUAGGGGGGCAGCCGGGGGUGACCCGAGCACCCCAGGGCGAGCAGCAGGCAGGGGAGCAGCCGGGGGUGACCGGAGCACCCCAGGGAGUGCAGCUGGCAGGAGGGCAGCCGAUGGUGCCUGGGGAACCCCAGGGAGUGCAGCAGGCAGGAGGGCAGCCGAGGGUGCCCAGAGCACCCCAGGGAGAGCAGCAGGCAGGGGGGCAGCCGGGGGUGACCGGGGCACCCCAGGGAGCGCAGCAGCCAGGGGGGCAGCCGAGGGUGCCCUGGGCACCCCAAGGAGCGCAGCAAGCAGGGGGGAGAUCGAUGGACGACCAGGAGCAACAGUUGGAGGAGUGGUGUCGACUUCUGGAGCUUGAUACCCCCAUGGCGACUACGGAGGAGUCAGAGGCGGACGAAGAACCUCCCAUGCCGCCUUCCCCAUGCCCCCGCUUCCCGUGCGACACGUGUUUCCACACUUUCGCUACGCGGGGGGCCGCUGCGAACCACCUGAGGGUAUGCCGAGCGGCUGAGGCGGAGAGGCGUGCACAGGCUCUCGGCUCGAUUCCGUCUCUGGUGGAGACCGACACGCAGGAGUGA